AUGGAUGGCCGAGACUUCGCGCCGCCGCCGCCGCAUUUGCUAUCGGAGCGCGGGAGCCUGGGCCACCGCAGCGCCGCCGCCGCCGCUCGCCUCGCCCCCGCCGGCCCUACCGCGCAACCGGCCGCGCAUUUCCAGCCCGGAAAGUACUUCCCGUCGCCGCUGCCGAUGGCUUCGCACACAGCCAGCAGCCGUCUGAUGGCCAACCCCCCAGCAUCCUCUUUCAUGGGCAGCUUCCUCACCAGCAGCCUGGGCUCAGCAGCGUCUGCACACCCCAGUGGCCCCACGUCCUCUCCCUCUGAGCCAGCCUACCGAGGAUCUCACCCUGCCACCUCUCAGAUCUGGUUCUCCCACUCCCACGAAGCUCCUGCGUACCCCAGAUUUUCGGGGAGUCUGGCAUCUACCUUCCUACCCGUGAGCCACUUGGAUCACCAUGGAAACAGCAAUGUUCUCUAUGGGCAACAUCGUUUCUAUGGAACCCAAAAAGAUAACUUCUACCUGCGCAACCUGCCCCCACAGCCUACGAUCCUACCUUCCAACCACAACUUCCCCGGAGUGCCCCGAGCCACCCCUGGCCAUCCCAUCGGAUCCUGCAGCCGGGACCGCAUUGAGGCUGCCUCACUGCAGAAGGGUUCUAAGGAGUUUGACCGCUUCCUUAUGGGCAAAGAGCUGGGUAAGGAGAAAGCUGGCAAGGUAGCAGAGGGCAGGGACCGGCCAGCAGUGGAGGAAGACGUCGGUAAAGAUCGACAGAAGCUGGUGCCACCCAUGCCCGCCGAGGGGCCCUGCAAGGAGACAGGUCCUGCACCCCGGGGAGCCUGUGAGGGACGCCCCAAACACCUCACCUCCUGUCUGCUCAACACCAAGGGACUCAAUGGAGACAUGGGCAAGGCCUCGCUGGCCAGUUGUGCAGGGGGCAUGCUGGGCAGGCCUGGAACGGGCGUGGCAGCACCGGGGCGCUGUGCCAAGGAGGUGGCAGGCUCUGUGGAGCCUGGGCCAGCCUUCAGCGAGUGCCUGGAGCGGCGGCAGAUGCUGCAUCACGCUGUGUCCUACACGGUACCCUCUGGCCUUCCUACUGGGCCACCCCCGCCCCUCAGCACAGGCCCAGCAGGCUCUUUCCCCUGCCUGCAGCUCCAUGCAGGUCCAGAUGGGCUCUGCCCCCUGCAGGACAAAGUCUCCCGGGACCUAAAGGCCAGCGGGCCCACCUUUGUGCCUUCUGUGGGACACCUGGCUGACAAGAGCCGCUCUUUCCAAGUAGCAGAGGCCUGUGCUGUGGCAAGUGAUAGCAAGGACAGGCACCUGGAUGGGGCCAUGGUCCCCGACCAUGGUGCACCCUAUGGAGUCUCCUAUGCCCACCUAAAGGCCGAGGGCAAGGGCGAACGGCGACCCGGGAGCUUUGAGGCAGCCCUCCACCCCCGGCUGAAAGGCCUGGAGUAUCUUAGUUCAGGCCCUGAGGCCCCCUUCCCUGGACUUCCCAAAGGCAGUCUGGACAAAAGUGGCUACUUUGAGUUGCCCACUUCACAGGACUGUGCCCGGUCCAAUCACCAAGACCCACUGGGUGGGAAGGCCACCCAGGCCUGCUGCACUUUAGACAAAGUGGCCAACAAAGAGGCCCCUGCUGGCCCUCCAGGGGGCCAGAAGGUAGCCAGGAUCCGGCAUCAGCAGCACUUGGUGGCUCCUGAAGUAGAAUCAGGAGGCAGCGGGGCUGAGACGAAACGCAAGUCCGUGGAGCUGGCUUCUCUGGGCUUUAGUGGGCACCAUAUGGCUCCGUGGGGUGUUCAGACAGGCCACGACACCUCCAUGGCCAUCAUCGAGGAACGAAAGGGCAGUGCUUACCUUGAUCCUUUCGGAAGUGGUCUACAGCAGGCAGCCCUCCUGUCCCAGGAGCUGCCUACUCCACCAGAUGAGGUCUCAGCCAUGAAGAACCUGCUUAAGUACAGCAACCAAGCCCUGGUUGUGGGCCAGAAGGCUCCAUUUGUGGGCCUGGGUGGCCUGAAAGCCAGCUGUGUCCAGCAGGAAGCCAAGUUUCCAGCCACUAAGGGUCCAGGCCCAGUGGAGAGACCCGACUGCGCCCGCAGCAGGGAGCAUGAGGCCCCACAUGGAGACGGGGAGGUGCGGCAGCCACCCGUGGGCAUCGCGGUGGCCUUAGCCCGGCAGAAGGACACAGUCAGCCGGCCCGAUACAGCCUACAACACCAACAGUGGGCGGCAGGGCAGGGCAGCGCCCACCUUCAAAGCUGCUGGAGGACCUCGUGCCACUCACACGCUGGACCUGGAGACUGAGGAGGAGAGGUCACGGGCAUGCGAGGAGCGCCUGGGGCUGCCUGGCCGUGAACUUCUGUUACAAGACAACAAAGACCUCAUGGAGUUUGCCCGGAUCCACCCUUCAAGCAGCUGCCCUGGAGACCUGCCUCCCCACCUCAUGAUGCAAGGGGGCCAGCUGGGCGGCGACCCAGCCCCCCACCCUCAUCCCGCCCACCCCCACUGGCUGCCCCGCACCCGAAGUCCCUCCUUGUGGAUGGGGGGACAUUCCUAUGGCCUCGGACACCCUGCCCUGCACCAGAAUCUACCCCCUGGCUUCCCAGCUUCUGUGCCCGGCUCCAUGCCUUCAGUGUUCCCCCUGCCCCAAGAUGCAGCCACGCAGUUGGUCAUCUUGCCCUCAGAACCCACUCCCCACACCACCCCUCACACACUCGCUGAAGUGAUGGACCAGGCCUCACUGUGGCCCCCCAUGUAUGGGGCCCGGGGCCCUGCCUCACACAUACAGCACCCUGGCCAGCUUCCUGUGUACUCCCGGUCCCAGCUGCUUCGGCAGCAAGAGCUGUAUGCACUGCAGCAGCAGCAGCAGCAGCAACAACAACAGCAGCAGCAACAGCAGCAGCAGCAGCAACAGCAGCAGCAACAGCAGCAGCAGCAGCGGGCCACGCAGGCCCUGGAACUACAGCGAGUCGCUCAGUUCCAGCGCAAGCCUGAAGAUCGCCAUGUGGAACUAGAGGAUGCUGCCCAGGAGAAGGCCCCAAAGUCCACCCACAAGCCAGUUGCCUUAACCCCCAUGGCCAAGGGCACCCCCUCAUCUGCCACCGCAGGCCUGGUCAAGCUCUCUCCCUGCUGCCAGUCACCCACUCUGAAGACCCCCGCGAGCUGCCCCACACCGCCACCUCGGCCCAGCGCCCCCUGCACUUUAUCCAUCUGCCCUAUUGGCAGCCCAGGGCCUGGCUCCAAGGUGCCUAGUACCAAGGACAAGAGUGAGGAGGGCCAGCGGGCUGGAACCGACCUUACCACGCUGGACCCAGAACUGCCUCCAGGAUUGACCCCCACAGCUGGCAUGGACUUCUCCCUCCCUUCAGACGUGCACUCCUCUGACCUUCCAGACCCCAAAACUAUGCAAACCACUACCCCAGGGACUCGGCCGGAGCCCACAAGGACGUUCCUACCUGGGGAGCCACCCCCCUGCAGCCCCAGGAACUUAGAAGAGCCUGGGCUGCUCUCAAGGACCAGGGAUGCCACCAAGGACCUUGCCAUCCUACCCCCUCCUAUUGAGGGGGGACUCCCACCAGGGAAGGCAGAAGACCCCAACCCACUCGAGGGGUUACAAGCACUGAAAUUUGGAGACCUCCUCGAGGGAGGGGGAACUGAGGCUACUGGCCAGACUAAUUCUACUCAGGGAGGGAUGCAAAAUGAGAGGACUGUGGAUCAGGGGGUACCACAGCCCCCUUUGGGGGCUACCCCUCAAGCACUGGAACAGGUAACAGGGAGCCCAGCUGCCCUGGACAAGGAUGAAGGUCCACCAAAGGUCCCCGAUGUGGCCCAGCUACAGGAGGAGGAAACCCAGCUGGAGGAGAGUGUUGGGGACUCGGAAGUGGACUGGGGGACUCCCAACCACAGCCACCCACCCAAAGCCCUGCCAGGCUUGGAUGUCUUGGUGGCUGCUACCGUGGACAUAGGGGACCUGCCUGACAUCAGCCUGCCAGACCCUCAGACCCCAGCAGCCUCUGUGCCUCUCAGCACAGCUUCUCUGCCCCAUAGCUCAGGGAUUCAUGGGAUUGCCCUGCUCAGUGAGCUGGCUGACCUGGAGAUCCAGCGGCAGAAGAGUGAGAUGACCAUCCAAGCAGAGGAUGAGGAUGUGCUGGCCUUCAACCUGCAACACCUGGCCACACUGGCCACAGCCUGGUCCCUAGUGGAGGCUGCUAGCCUGGACAGCUCAGUCACCUCACUGCAGGCCCCAGCCGCUGACCCAGACAGAGGCCCCAGGCUCACCCCUAGAAUGCAGAUCCUGCAGCGCAAGGACACCUGGGCCCCUAAAACCAAGCCUGUCUGUCCCCUGAAGGCUGCCAUCGAUCGGCUGGACACGCAGGAAGUGGAGAUGCGCGUGCAGCUGGCAGAGCUGCAGAGGCGCUACAAGGAGAAACAGCGGGAGCUGGCUCGCCUGCAGCGCAGGCAUGACCAUGAGAGAGAGGAGAGCUCACGGAGCCCGGCGCGGCGGGGGCCUGGUCGGCCACGAAAGCGCAAGUACUCAAGUUCGCUGCCCUCUCUGCGUCCCGGGGGCCAGCUUGCUCGAAGUGACGGCAAGAAAGCUAAGGUUGUUCGUGCCAGUUUAAGUCUGCUGUGUGCUGAGCUCCGAGGUGACGAGCCCCCAAGGAAGAGAAGCAAACUGGAAAAGAGUCCUUACACUGGCCUGCAGACGGUCUCGUCGGAGAAGGUGCAAUGCAAGAAGACCUGUGGCCAGGCCGAGUUGUCAUCCUCAGUGGCCCAUAAGGUGGCCCAGUUGAAGCCAAAGGUCAAGGGCAAGGGGCUGCCUGCCGGCCUCAGUGCCUUCCAGCGCAAAGAGGCUGCCCCAGGUAGCGGCUAUGACAGUGAGGACUGCCAGGCACUCCUGGCGACAGAGGCAGCACCCAGGGAGCCUGGACUGUUGUUGCACCCAGGAUCUGGUAUGGCAGUGUUGGGACCCUCACCUUCCUCUGUGGUCAAGAUGGAAGCCAACCAGAAGGCCAAGAAGAAAAAGGAGAGGCAGGGCUUGCUAGGGGCCUGCCGCCUGUCCAGCCCAGAAGGCGAGGUUAAGAUCAAGAGGCGAACAGUAAAGACCAAGGUGGGCCCCAAGCUGGAGCGGGCACCAGGGCGGCGGCCCCCGGGUGCACCAGGCAAGAAGAAAGCCAAGGGCAAGGCGAAAACUGGCCUUCAUACAGAGCCUGGGACGGCCACCAGCAGGGAUGCCCUUUUCAGCCCCACCCGGACCUUUGCCUGCCGAGAGGAGGGCAGCAAACUUGCCAGUGAACGCCUCAAGAGAGCCACGCGCAAGAGUGCCAUGCUGCAGCCAGUCCUGAGGCGGAAGAAUGGGGCCUUGUCCAUCGCCCUGUCAGCCCGCAAUGCCAAGGCCAUCCUGGGAAAGAGCAGAAAACUGACGAAGGUGAAAAGAGAGGCUGUCAACAAACAGGGCCAAGGCCGAGCCGUGAGCCGCCUGCUGGAGAGCUUCGCUGUGGAGGAUGACUUCGAGUUUGACGAUGACAGCAGCUUCUCAGAUGAGGAGGAGGAAGAGGAGGAAGCCAGCGUCCAGCUCAGUGCAGAGCAGAGUGCCGCCCUGGCACGGUCCUGCACCAUCCACAAGGAGGACCUGCAGGACGGACUGCCAGUGCUGAUUCCAAAGGAGGAUAGUCUGCUGUAUGCAGGCAGUGUCAGGACUCUGCAGCCCCCCGAUAUCUACAGCAUCAUCAUUGAGGGAGAGAGAGGCAACCGGCAGCGUAUCUACUCACUGGAACAGCUGCUGCAGGAGGCGGUUCUUGAUGUCCGGCCACAGUCCAGUCGGUACCUUCCACCUGGUACCCGGGUCUGUGCCUACUGGAGUCAGAAGUCCCGGUGCCUGUAUCCAGGCAACGUGGUUCGAGGUGCUUCUAGCGAUGAAGAAGACCUGGACUCUGUGGUGGUAGAAUUUGAUGACGGAGACACAGGCCACAUAGCUGUCUCCAACAUCAGGCUGCUGCCUCCGGACUUCAAGAUUCAGUGUACAGAGCCCUCGCCAGCCCUGUUGGUAUCCAGCAGCUGCCGGAGGACCAAAAAAGCAGCCAAUGAGGGCCACCCACCCAGCGAAGCCCCCACUCCCAGCCUGUCCCCUAAAGUGCAGGAUGGCCCUGAAACUUCUAAGACCCCUGGGAAGAAAUCUGGCAGCAAAGACAAAGCUGGCAAAGUCGACCUCCUAACCUCAGGUGCCAAGUCCCCCACGGGGGCCUCAGACCACUUCCUAGGCCGCAGAGGUAGCCCCCUGCUGAGCUGGUCAGCAGUGGCUCAGACCAAGCGGAAAGCGGUGGCUGCGGCGGCAGCAGCAGGUGGCAAAGGGCCAGGGGUCCUGCAGAACCUCUUCCAGCUCAACGGAAGCACCAAGAAGCUGCGGGCCCGGGACACCCUGUUUCCCAUGCAUAGCAUGGCUGCCCCUGUGUUUGGUAACAGCUUCCGAGCUGACUCCUUCAGCAGCCUGGCCAGUUCCUACACACCCUUCCUUGGAGGGGCUGGGGCAGGCCUUCCCGGAGGGGCCCACAAGCUGCUUCGGGCCAAGAAGGCUGAGCGGGCUGAAGUAGAAAAGGCUGGGAGGCGGCGGGCAGGCAGCGAGUUUCUGGUUAAGCUGGACCAUGAGGGUGUGACGUCUCCCAAGAACAAAAACUGCAAGGCCCUGCUCAUGAGCGACAAGGACUUUGGACCCAAGCUGGGGCGACCUCUGGCCAGCCCCAGUUAUGCACACCCGGCCCUCAUCGGCAAGGACAAGAAGGGGCGGGCACCCGUGCAUCCGCUACCCAUGGGACUGGCUCUGCGCAAGUACCCGCUGCCCUGUGAUAGUGACUGUCCCAGCUCCUACUCCGAUGAGGAUGAGGAUGGGCCGGGGCUAGCCGCCGGUGUUCCCUCCCGAUUCCUCACCCGCCUAUCCAUGUCGUCGUCGUCCUCUGGCUCGUCCACGUCCUCUUCCUCAGGCUCCGUGUCCACUUCCAGCCUCUGUUCCUCAGACAAUGAGGACUCCUCUUACAGCUCCGAUGACGAGGACCCCACCCUGCUGCUGCAGACCUGUCUCACCCGCCCUGUACCCGCCCUCCUGGCCCCACCAGAAGCCCUACGCUCUAAGGGUAGCAGCCCCCACGCCCACGCCCAGCGCUGCUUCCUGUCCAGAGCUGGAGUGGCAGGUGCAGGUGCUGGCCCCAGUGGUAGCAAAUCCAAGUUCAAGCGCAAGGAGGCCCUGAGCUUCUCCAAAGCCAAAGAGCUUUCUCGGAGGCAACGGCUACCCUCCGUAGAAAACCGGCCAAAGAUCUCAGCCUUCCUGCCUGCUCGCCAGCUCUGGAAGUGGUCAGGAAACCCCACACAGAGGCGAGGCAUGAAGGGGAAAGCCAGGAAACUAUUCUACAAGGCCAUCGUCCGAGGCAAGGAAACACUACACAUCGGCGACUGUGCAGUCUUCCUUUCGGCCGGACGGCCCAACCUGCCCUAUAUCGGCCGCAUUGAGAGCUUGUGGGAGUCAUGGGGCAGCAACAUGGUGGUGAAGGUCAAAUGGUUCUACCACCCCGAGGAGACCAAGCUGGGGAAGCGGCAGAGUGACGGGAAGAAUGCACUGUACCAGUCCUGUCACGAGGAUGAGAAUGAUGUACAGACCAUCUCCCACAAAUGCCAGGUGGUGGGCCGGGAGCAGUAUGAACAGUUAAUGCGGGGCCGAAAGUACCAGGACCAGCAGGACCUCUACUACUUGGCAGGCACCUAUGACCCUACUACUGGGCGCCUGGUGACAGCCGACGGCGUGCCCAUCCUGUGCUGAGCCGCCUCUGCCUCUGCCCACCCUCGCCCAUGGCUGCAGCCCAGAGGUCAGCCAGCCAGGAGCUGGUCUGAGCAAAUAUGCAACCCCACCCCCACCCGAAGGCGGGAUCAGGCUUCUCCUCGAAGUUCUCUGGAGAGAGCUCCUAGGAUGGACCCCCCCAGUCCCAUCCUAGCUGCUUCAGGGGGAGAGCCAGGCCAGGCCCAUGGGGACUGGCCGCUCUGCCACUGCACCGCAGUUCUGGAGAGAUUAGAAUCCAAGCCAUAUUUCCCUAGUACCUCCGACUGUCUCCCACCAGGGAAAGCAGAAAUCAGGUGUGUUGUCUAUUUAUUUCUCUAUGUAAAUAUUGUAUUUCUGUGGGCAAGUUUUAUGGGGGGAAAGUGGAAAAGGAUUUUCCCCACCUUUGCGACAAGGGUGGAUGCGUGACCAGGGUGUGUGUGUGUGUGUGUGUGUGUGUGUGUGUGUGUGUAGGAGUUUUGUCCUGGGGUUUUCUUUGGAAAUGCACUGUUCUCAGCCUAGUUGAAUUCCAACAGGGGCAUCUGUGACUGCAGAGGCUGCUGGAUUGGGGGCGAGGUCAAAGGCCGUGGGAUGGUCACAUGAGACCCAGUCAUACCCUCCAAUCUCUUGGAGGCCAACUGUGUGAAGGAAAUGGCCCUCCGGUUUAUUUCCUUUCAAUACAUCCCGUCCAUGAAAGUAUUGGGGUGGGGGUAGUGAUGGCGGUCCCCUGGAAGGACCGGGGUUCCAAUCACAAGAUGAAAACCAGGAUCAGCCCGCAGGCCAGUCCUGGCCUGCUCAUUCUCCAGCCCGGGAGUAUGGCAGUAGCAGCCACGUAUCUCUUACCUCUGUUUAAAACAAAACAAAUGAACAAAUAUUUUGAAAUAUCAAUAAGAAAAAUGGAUGUUUAGACUUUCUUUCCUGAAUAUUCCAAGUUAUUUCUGGUUUCCGUUUCCGUGGCCAGUUUGAUGCAGGGAGAGAAGCCUGGCCUCAUUCAAGCAGGGUGGAGCCGGCCCCAGCCCCUCUGUCCCCACCAGCUCUCAGUCCCUUCUUUAUUCUCUAGGGAAAUGGCUUCCUCCUCCCAGAGUGCAGGGCUUCCACAUGGUGCAGCUGGUCCAGGUCCCUGUCUGGGCCAGAAUUUGGGGCCCAUCUGGGGCUGGUCCACAGUUCUGCAUGAGUACCUUCUCACCACUAAGAUGCACCCCCCCCCUUUCCCACCAGACACUUUCCCCAGGGCCCCACCACCUCUGGAUAACCUCAAGUGUGGAUGGUGAUGAGUCUGAGCCAGAGGUUCUGGAGUCAGAACAGUAGAAAGGCAGGUGCUGUUGACCCAAAGGGGGGGUCCCAUCUGGUUCCUCUCGUGUCAACCCAGACCCUGAUCCUGAGGCCCCUCAGCCCACCCCACUUCCAGUUUCUGGACCUUUUUUAUAGCCACUCAGCAGGGCAGAUAGCAUGGCAGGCUCAUGCACAGAGUAGACAAGGGUCCCUUCCGGCCUCUUGUACACACAUCCUGACCCCAAGUCCCAGGAAAGCCCAGCAGUCCUCACUUCUCCCAUGAUGGAAAGAGCAGGCUAGACUCAUGGACCAAAAGCCUCUGUCCUCAAAAAUGCCUCGUGGCACACAUGCUCCCUGGUGUCCCACUAGGCCAAGGCUUCCCAGGAAGCAGGAAGUAUUGAUGGGCACCUAACCCUAACAGGGAACCCUCAGCCUUUCUUCCUCUGCUCAGGCCCACCAGGAGUCUGUCCCAAUCCCAGGGACUCUAUUUUUCUCACUAGUUGCUCAAAGGGUCACUCUUGGUGGCCCACAGGAUAACCAAGUGUGCCCGUUCCUGGCUGUCGCACCACCCUGAGGGUUUCUGUUCUCCACAUGAGUGCAAUAUUUCAUUCCUGGUGGUUGUACGAAGAGACGACCACCAAGGUCCUGCUCACAGCCAGGGAAUCAGAAAGACGGUGACUUAAGAAUGGAGAGCUAAGGCUGGUACUAGGAAGGCUGCCCAGAACCCCAGUACCCAGGAGCCCCGGAGCUAGUAGAAAAGGCUGUUUGUCCUGUGUGCCGCCGUCUCCGCGUUUCUUCUGUCCUCUGCUGAGCUGUCCUCUUUAUCUUUAGUUCCCCCCCCGCCCCUUUCCUUUCUCUCUGUGUGUACACGCAAAUGGCGUGACCCCUCUUCCCCCACUGUGGCUAACGUGGUAAAAAGCACGGUUCUUGUAAAUGUGUAAACUAGGAAGCUGGUUGGAUUUUUUUUCCAAUGUAAACAUUAAAUACAAAACGAAACAAAAAACACAAAAGGUUUUAUGAACAGCAGACUCUAUGUAAAGGCAUUUUACUAUUAAAUUUUUUAUUGAUAACUUGCUUAAGAAUAAAUAUAUGACUAUUGUACAGGUG
Grammomys surdaster is the source of this 10149-nucleotide messenger RNA. RefSeq names its product BAH domain and coiled-coil containing 1 (gene Bahcc1). The record is from RefSeq and is a predicted model, not a curated record. The transcript is spliced from 27 exons. Gene Ontology annotation, molecular function: chromatin binding. Lineage: Eukaryota; Metazoa; Chordata; Mammalia; Rodentia; Muridae. Bases 1 to 7776 code for a protein of 2591 amino acids.